AGUAGAGGAACCAUUACACAUUACACAUUAAUUUCUUCAAUUUCAAAUCAAAUUUUAGUUCAAUGACAAUACAUAUUUUUCACACUACCAAAUGUAAAGUGAACGUUGUGGAGAGUUCGAUGCUGGGAAAAGACUGAUAUUCAUUUUCCUCGCUAUUGAAAAUGACUCUGAACUCUUAUUAGGAUUUUCUGCACAUUGAUCACUGAAUGAUUCAUUAGUUGACCCCGGUUCGAGAGUCAACAUACCAAUGGAAUUGUAGACGGAAGAGAAUUCGGAUUGUACACCAUAGAUUACCAUCUUGAUUCUGUUCGACUCUCAUCGCAGGAAAUGAAAUUCCUCCUCGCGAGUCACGGCAUUGCGCCCCAGAAACCCCUCCCCACUUGUUAUUUUUCGCACUACAAUUAUCUUACGUAACAUUAAUACCUAUCCUAACUAAAGGCUACAUUUAUAUCAAUGGAAAAUUGAAUUAAUAAACGGCAGAGGCAUCUCGAUAUUUUCAUUCUAUUUGUAAAAAUAUAUCUAAUUUACGGCUCUGCAGUUUAUAAUAAUAGCGGCUAAGGGAGGGACCAUCCAUCUGUUGCUGCUCUCUGUAUUUUUUUUUCUCCCAUGAGAGAAACCUAAGAAUUUUAGAAAGUCUACAAUUUGUUCACAAUGGAAAACUGGACAAGAUCAUGGCUAUGACGAUGAGACACUUCGUCUCAUUCUUUUUUCUCUUUCUCCACUCGUUCUGAAUCCGAAAGGAAUCUGAUUUCUAACGACUUUUCCUUGAUCGAGAUUUUACUUAAACGCUGUGACAAUGAGGGAAUUAAUAAUUCUCUGGAUCAUUGCACUAUCACCAUCAUGGGGACAGGUGCGCAAUCGAGCGCCUCACUUUAUUCACAAUGGUGACAUGGCAAGACUAGCUGUGUCAGAAGGCACAUUACCUGGUGCUGCUGUCUAUAAACUUCAGGGUGAAGACCCGGAAGGCUCAAAAUUGCAUUAUUCCAUCAGUGGUGAGUAUUUCACGGUUAACCGAGAAACAGGUGUUGUUACUCUGAGAAAAGCACUAGACCGUGAAGUACAGGAUCUCAUUGAAGUUAUCAUAAGUAUAACUGAUGAGGACAUUGCGGGUUCUGAACCAAAUACAGUGUCCUCGAGAAGAGAAAUUGCUGUACUAGACGAAAAUGACAAUCCACCCGUAUAUCAUGGUCGCCCUUACGCAACCCGAAUACUUGAAAGUGCAAAAAUAGGUAGUCUUUUGUUACCAGAAGGAACAAUUACAGUUACUGAUCGUGAUGGUGGAGUUAAUGCUGACGUUGAAGUCAAAUGUGUACCAGCGUCAGUUGACGAUGACACGUGCAUUGUAUUUCAUGUUACAACUGAAAAGAUCUCAGAAGGUAAAUACGACGUGAGGAUAACAUUGGUUCAAUCACUCAAUUACGAACGUCGGAAUUCUUAUCUAAUAGCAUUGCUAGCAACUGAUGGAGCUGGUGAUAUCUCAAAAAGACUACAGGCUAAUGCCACAGUUGCUGUUGAUAUCAUAGAUGUGCAAGACCAACCACCAAUGUUUUUAAAUGCCCCUUACAGUGCCGCUAUACCAGAAAAUACAUCUCCAGGGCAUUCAGUUUUAACUAUCAGAGCUCGGGAUGGUGAUACUGGUGAAUCGCGGUCUGUUCUAUUGACACUCGACGGAGAUGAUUUAAAUCAUUUCGAUCUGAAGGUCUCUAAAGAGGGCGAUAUUACGUUAGGAACCUUGGUGACAACAGAUGUUCCUCUAGAUCGUGAGGAAAUGAGAAUUCUUCAUGAUGGGGGAAUUUAUACAUUUACAGUUAAAGCAACCGAGCUUAUUAAUAAUGAGAUUCCAGCAGACUCUGCCACUUCUGUCAUUACUAUCGUCGUCACUGAUGUUGACGAUCUAUCCCCAAUAUUCAAUGAAGAAUAUUUCAAGAUCAACGUCUGGGAAGAUAUCGGUGUAGACAAUCCUUUGCCUGGACUGAAUAUGGUAGUUAGUGAUAAUGAUGUAGGUGAUAACGCCAAAUUUGUCCUGGCCUUGAGAGAUGCACCGGGAUAUCCAGGAAUUAGCCGAGCCUUUUCAGUUACUCCGGAGUAUGCUCAGGGUCGAGUACCCGUUGUUAUCAAAGCUCUUGAUUCUAAAAUAUUGGAUUACGAUAUUGAAGAUCCAUCGAAACGAGAAAUGGAGUUUGAUGUCACUGCAUCAGUAGGGGAACGUGUUGCAGCAUUCUCUAGAAUACAUAUUAAACUUUUGGAUGCCAACGAUCACAGUCCAAAAUUUUCUCAGCCUGUUUAUAAGCUUUCUGUGAGGGAAGAUGCUAAACCUGGUGAUAAGUUUGGAGAUAUCACUGCGAGUGACGACGAUAGUGGUACUUAUGGUGAAUUGAGUUAUACAUUGAGAGGAUUCGGGGCUGAUAAAUUCAGGACGGAUUCGAAAAAUGGAGGAAUUUGGGUGGCGAAAGGUCUUGACUAUGAGACGCAGAAGUCUUAUUCGCUGACAAUGGAAGCAAAGGACGGUGGAAGCAAACUGUCAACAGUCAAUGUCAUUAUCGAUGUGGCCGAUGUUAAUGAUAAUUCUCCUAUUUUCGAGCAAAAUGAAUAUGCCAGAACAGUUCGAGAAAGUGCUACUAGUUUUGAUCCUCAGUUAUUUAUCAGAGCAACUGAUAUCGAUGGUCCAGCCCAUGGAAAUGGAAAUAUCAGCUACUCUAUAAGUAAACAUAAUGGUAUGGCAGAAGAUGUAUUUCACAUUGACGUAGAUACAGGAGAGGUAACGAUGAACUGCCCAGCCAAGUCUGGAGAUACUGAGAGGGGCCUCUACGAAUUGACUAUUCGAGCUACUGAUUAUGGCUAUCCUCCCUUAUAUUCUGAAACAAAAUUAUUCAUCAGGGUUGGUGUACCGGGAAAUCAGAGGCCCAUCUUCAGAGGAAAUUACAAAGGAGCACCUGGGCCCAACAGUUAUCGUGCUAGACUUUUGGAAAAUGCCAGUCCUGGGACUGAAGUCAUCAAAGUAGUAGCUAAUGAUCCCGAUGGACGGGACAGUCUGCUUCAGUACUAUAUUGCCUCCGGAGCUAAAGACAAUUUUGUCAUUGACUCUAGCUCUGGAAUAAUAACGGUAUCACCCGAUGCGAGGCUUGAUUUAGAGACGGGUGGUAAUAAAUACGAAGUUAUCAUUUACGCUGUAGAUUCUGGGGUACCGGUCAGGGAAACAGCAACAACCACUGUAACUAUUAAUAUAUUGGACGUUAAUAACAAGCCACCCAAAUUUACAAAUUCCACGUAUCUGGUUUAUGUGUCAGAACGAACUUCAAUUGGGGAUUCUGUUCUCCGAGUAACAGCCAUUGAUCCUGAUUCAGAUGCCAAUAUCGAGUAUUCCAUUGUGGAACCAAUCAAAGCUGUUGAUAAAACCGGGGUCGCCUUGAAAAGUACAACUUCUUAUAAUUACAAAACUGCAUUCACCAUUGAUUCAACUACCGGAGUUAUUUCAGUGAUGAGAGUUUUAGAUUAUCAAGUCGCUGCGGUUAUUAUGUUAACGAUUCAAGCGAAGGAUCUCAGUGCCGUUGUCGAUAAGGAACACCAAGUGGACACUGCCGAGGUGACAAUCUAUAUUCAAGCAUUCAGCAACAAUAAUCCAAUCUUCUUAAACCCCGGCUGGUCCCUGAAUAAUCCAGUGAUUCGUGUAAAUGUUCCUGAAGAGCAGCCACUUGGGACGACACUUUUGAUGCUUUCUGCCAGAGAGUCUACUGGUCACACUGUACAGAGGUUUGAACUUGUUCGAGAGAAAGACGAUGAAGGAUACGUUAAUGUUGGAGUUCAGAGUGGAAAUGUAGUGUUGAGUAAAAGAUUAGACUAUGAAUCAUUGGGCGAAAAAUUCAUUACAUUCAAAGUCAGAGCAUUAGCUAGGGAUUAUGACAUAACUAGAACAAUGUCAGAAGCUAGUGUUAUCGUUAACGUACAAGACGUUAAUGAUAACAGUCCAGAAUUCAUGAAGAAGGAUUAUAAAAUAUCAAUUCUAGAGGAUUCCAAGCCUUCUAGGAUCGUUCUCAAUGUGAAAGCAAUGGACAUGGACAGUUCUAAUACAGAGCAAGAAGUCAAGAGAGGAUAUGGCGAGGUCCGUUACAGUCUAAUCGGUGAAAAUGCAAAUUUCUUUGAGAUUGACUCAGUGAAUGGAAAUAUUCGUAUCGCCAAUGAUACAACACUCGACCGAGAGAGACAAUCUGUUCUUAGGUUCUAUGUGGUAGCUUCCGACAUGCCUGGUGGUGGUGCUGAGCAGAAGACCAACAGAUCUCUAGUUACAGUAGAUGUUCUUGACGUCAAUGACAAUUCCCCCAACUUUCCGCAGAACUCUUAUACAGCAGUUAUCCCCGAAAAUGCACCUGUAGGUGUUAGUGUUGUGAAUAUCACUGCAAGUGAUCCUGAUGAGGAUAGAGGGGGAGAAAUUUAUUUCGAGAUAAUCGAUGAAGGAGAGGCCAGUGGAUUAUUCGCCGUAGAUCAUCAAACUGGAGAAAUUUCUUCGGCAAAAAAAUUGACGGGAAAAGGAAGAACUGAUCCUUACAAUAUGAGAGUUAGGGCUCAGGAUAAUGGACUACCUGUCCUCCACUCUGAUGUAUCAUUAAUUCUCUACAUUGGAGAUGUUGUCAGCAAUGAUGGAGUUCCAUUGUUCAUUCGUCCGACCCUGGAGGAGAUUGCCUAUAUCUCCGAGAAUUCCACGGUGGGGAGUCCAGUAUUUCAAGUAGUUGCUUCUGAUCCUGAUGAUCCAAAUCUUCCAGAUGGGAAAAUAACAUUUAAAUUCUUAGAGGAUGACAAUUUUGAAAACGAUGCUAGUUUCUUUAAAAUUAAUGGAGACACUGGCUUGAUUACAACGAGAAAACUUUUAGAUCGAGAAACAAAGGACAGUUAUACUUUGAUAUUAGUGGCUCAGGACUUGGGAAAUCCUCCUCAACAGGUAUCUAGAGUGCUUCAGGUAAUUAUCAAUGAUAUCGAUGAUCAUAAACCCCAUUUCAAAAGAAGUUUAGACAGCCCCCCGGUCGAAUUUAAUAUUCCCGAGGAGGUCCCAGUGGGAACGAAGAUUGGAAUCGUCGACGCUGUGGACGAAGACAUUGGUGAGAAUGGAAUGAUGGAUUAUAUUAUCACCUAUGGAAAUGAGGCUGGACUUUUUACCAUUGAAAGACUUGAAAAUAACUCUGCUGUGAUAAAAUCGGCUGGUCGUCUCGAUCGCGAGACAGCCGAUCGUCAUCUGCUGACUAUCAAAUGCUAUAAAUAUCCUGUUAAACUAUCUGAUGUCAUACCAAAGAGGUAUAACCGUCAGGAUCCCUCAGAACGCCAGUUCUUGGUGAAGAUAACUGAUAUUGAUGACAACAAGCCUAAAUUUCGGAAGGAUAAUAUUACCAUAGGAGUGAGAUUGAAUGUGCCUAUUGACACAAGCUUAAUAACUUUAGAGGCUUAUGAUGAAGAUAUUGAUGCAUUUGUUAUUAAUUACAUCAUGGGAAAAGUGUCAUUUACGUCUUUAGCCGAGCCAUCAAUGUCGAAAAAAGGAAUUCCAUCGUAUUUAUCUUUAAAUCCUCAGAGUGGUGAGAUACGGACAAUUGGGUCAAUGGCUAGUUUUGCUGAUGGCUUCAUGGAAAUUCCCAUAACAGCAAAUAAUUCACAAAUACCCGGGCGGGAGACAAAUGUUACGCUACGUAUAUUUUUACUAAGAGACAGAGAUAUGCUCAAGUUCGUUUUCUCGAAGCCUCCAGUUGAAGUCAGAAAAACUCUGGAAGAAUUUGAGAAAGCUGUUCAACAAGCACUGUCUCUUCCCAUUACAGUCAACGUUUAUGAUACUCAGUUCUAUUCGAAGGACGAUAAUUCACUCGACUUUUCAUCAACAAGCUCUUGUUUUCAAAUGGUGGGACGUGAGGCCUAUGAUCUUGAAGAGAUGAAGUCACUGUUAAGGGAUUCCAGGAACGAUGAGUUGAAAAAGGUUUAUGAAAAAUUUCAUGUCGAGAAAGUACAACAUUGUGCUGCUCUCGUAGCACGAGCUGAUGCUUCCGUGACUCAGAUGUGGGUACUUGCCAUAGCGGCAUUAGUUGGUGUUGCUGCGAUUAUUUCUAGCUGCACGUUAUGCUAUAUGCACUCAAAAUAUAAACGCCACAUGAAACACGCACGCUUGAGGGAACAAGCGAGACCACCAUUAAGUUAUGUUUCCUCGGGGCCUGGAAUGGUUAAUGCUCAAUCGCACACAACAUUGGGGACUUUAGGGCCUGGAACGAUUGUUGCUCUGGGGCCUCACGAAGGUCCUUAUGAAUGGGGAGCUGACACGACUCUCUAUCAUCCCAGCACCCUCUCCAGAGCGUAAAAUAAUUAUUAAUUUCAACCCAAUAAUGGAAAAAAACUUUGGUGCUUGAUAAUAAUGAUCAGUGAUUUGGACAUUCACGUAUGAAUAAUUCAAGGUCCUACGAUUUUGUACAUUUUAAUAAGCUCGAGGUAUUGGCCUUGUGUAAUAUAAUUCUCACUUAGGGCUUCCAGUUAAGAGAUGUAUAUUUAAGAUAUUUAUAUAAAAGUUUCAUGCAAAAAUUUAAUCAAUGUUUAUGAAUAUAUUUGGAUACACAAGAAUUUCGAAAGUUUGGGGAUUCAUCAUUCUUCUAUUCUACUUUUAGUAACCUUGUGAAAAUGUCAAGGUAACAACGAACAGUUAAACCUAUUUUUUUUAUUUAUUUAGUUUUUCUGAUGAAUCCGCUCAAGUUUAUAGUGUGAAAACAUCAUGAAAAAACUCGUAAAAUCUAUGAUUAAAUAUUUAGAUUUUUAAAUGUCGAUUUGAAUAUAUUACAAUUUUCAAUGUCAUGUAAUACUUGCAAUUAUGAGUUGUAAUGUAAUAAUUGAUAAUUGCAUUUAUUUAUGAACACUUUUACUUUUUCAGAUUUAGGCAAUUUUAUAGCAAUGUGAAUAGUCCUUGAGUAUUAAUACGCGAUGUUUUUAGAUUUAAGUUGGAAAUUGAAAUUACUCUAUCGCGACUAAACCAUCUGCGAAUUUCUGGAAAGCAUCGGAUGUAUCAAUAUCGACUUUCGAGAUAGGAUUUUUCAUUUCAUUCUCGAUAGUUGGAUAUGAUUUCCCCGUUCUCUCUACAUUUUUUCCAUUCUUAUCCUUCUUAUGAUUCAGAGGUAUUUUUUCGUCAUUUUUAGUGUCUUCAUUUGGCAUUUCUACGAAGCUCUCUUCAUAUUUGACUAACGGCAAAUUAAUGGGAUCACUCUCCGACUCUUCUUCCUUUAGUUCCUCAAUAACAGACUGAUCAGUUAAUUGUUUUGUUAUUGCAUCGAAUGGAGACAUUAUUUUCCUCACGAAUUGGUCCUGGUCUUCUGGUCGCAUUGCUGCAGAUCUUUGUAGAAUAUCCUUUCUGAAAAACCAGAGUCAUUUACUCUUUUGCUUACGCUUGUUUCACUAUUCGUACUCCUGUAGACAAAAAUUUAUAUUUUGAAAAAUAUGUAAAAAGAUAUCUCUAAUUGGCCCCAUUUCUAUUAUGUACUAUUAUUAAGUACAUAUUACCUUGUACAUAUAAAGUAUAUUAUAUUAUAAAAAAUCGGCAAAUUUGUUAUUUUUAAAUUUGAAAAAUAUAUACGAAGUUGGCCCAAGUUAAUUAUAUAUAAUUAUAAAUUGCUGCAUGUGGGUUAAAUGAGUUCGAGAAUAAUUAUAAAUUCUCUGUAAGAGUCGUAAAAAAUUACAACAUCCCCACCUGCUGAGUUUAUUUUUCUUCCGUGGAUACAAAUUCAGGUGAAAUACCAUCUGUUGUUUUUCUUCAUCCUCCAACAUUCCAGAUUGACUCGCUGGAAUAGCAACCAUGGGUAUCGAUUGAGCUUGUCCUCCAUAAUACCGUCCACCUCGACCAAAACUCAAUGGUCUUCUUGGAUCCGAGGAAUAAUCCUCUGCACUUGUUCCAGGCCUCGGUGGUGACGUUUUCUGAUUUGUAGAUUGAUCGGUCAAUUCAGUAAUAGGAUAGAUGUCCAACAUCACACUGAAUGGCUUUGCCUUCCUUUUCUUGUUUCCGUAUGUUCCUGUAUAUGAUGCGCCGUUUUCAUAAGGUGAUUCGAGAGAUGGGGGCGGUCUCAUUAUUACAGGACGCUGCAUGUAGGACUCGUAAUAAGGAUUAUAUCUCUGCAGUCCUGCUGGUGAAAAUCUAAAGUAAAUAAAUCAUUCAGUUAAUUAAUUGUAAACAUUCCACUGAUUACUCCAAAUUUUUUAAAUAAAUUUUCAAUAACUAAUUAUUUGAAUUUCUCACAACCAAAUCACAAAAUUAUGCGCACUGGUUAUAAAGAUUACUAAGAUUAAGACCAUUGUUGUAAGGCUUUUUCAAACUUUUCAUAUCUAUUGGUAUAAUAUACCUUCUUCGUAGUUUGCGGAAAAUCGGUGCAAUCUUGAAGAUGAAUGCGUCAUCUCUUCGAAGCCAAUCAAAUUGUCACUAUUACGAGUUAUAUAUGCGAAAUUUAUUUGGAAAAUUUGAGUAAUCACUAGCCUUCUAUCGUGUGAAAUGUUAUGGUGGUCGCUUCUACCUGAGAUUCACAGGCGCUAGGAGAUUGACAUCUGCAGGAUGUUUGGGCUUGUAAGGAUAGAAAGGAUCAUUAUUCAUAAACAAAAGUGGUGAAUCCUCAGAGUCGUCAGAAUCCUCUUCGUCUUCAGUGAUAGCGAUCUCUGAUUUAUCGCUAGUCGCCAUCAUCUCACCAAUGUCGGGGUAAAGAUCGUACUUCUUCGGAUUCAUAUAGACUCCAGUGAAUUUAAUACCCCGUUUCGGACUCUCGGGAUCAUUUGUCAAGUAUUUUAUAAUAUCCUGGAUAUUUCUGGAGCUUUGGGGAUAUCUAUACUGACUCAAUUGAGGGAAUUUCACGCGCUGGAAGGAUGAAGGGAUUGGGUUCUGAAGUUUAAAGUGGAACGGGGCUGGUUGGGACUCCUCUGAUGUUUCCUCAUCAUUAUUAAGUUUAUUGGGAUACCUGUACAAUAAUUUUCAAUCACUGAUUUAGCCAAAGAAAACAUAAGACAUGAUUAUUAUAGCCGAUUGCACGACAGAACAUAUUAAACUCCGUUUAAGGAACAUAAUUUUCUUUAGAUUUACAUUUGUCUGACUCGAUAAACAACUGCAUGAUUGCUGAACAACUGUUUUGGCUCUACUUCAAGCUUUUCCCUUCCAACAUCAUCAUUCUCUGCAGACUCCAACAAUCUCUUUCUCAAUUUGAAAUUCUUAAGACUUUGGGCUCGAGGCUCGAUUGGAUCAGGGUCAGAACUCUUCUCCUUUCUGUCGACAUCUUUCAAGUCAUCAAUGAAGGACAAUGUUUUGAUAUUAUUAUCGUAUCGAUCUUCAAUAUUAGCAGUUGUCAAUCUUUCGAUCUCAGGCUUUUGCGAUGUUGUUGUAAUUUUUUUAGAAAAAUUCGCUGCUUUCUUCAAGGUAUUUUGAAGGAUGUAGAUGUGUUUGGUCUCCUGGCUAACUUUACUAGUAGCCGAAGUACCAGACGCAAAGUCGUAGAUAAAAAUUACGGCCUGUAUUAAUGAUAAUCAACAUAAUAUUAAAAGAAAUAUGAAGUUUUUGAAUACUUUCGAUUCGAAUCAACAUUUGAAAUUGUGCCAGUUAUAUAUUUUCUAUAGAGAAAUCCUAUCUAUCAACAUUACUCUCGAAUUAUGACAAUUAAAUUCUAAAAAUUAGGUGCUUCACGGUAUCAGAUCACGCCAUUUCAUUCGCAUUAAAUUCUGAAAGAAAUUAAGUUUGUAUAUUGUUUGCUGUUAACUUUAAUCCGUGUCAAAACACCGUUAACGCCCUAUAUGUGAAACAGUCACGCCCGAUUGUCAUGCAUCACGAAUAUUACAGAAUAAACUACCAGGGAGAAAAUAUUUUGCGAAAAGUCUAAUCAUUUUUCAGGAUAAUUUCUCCAAAAAAAUUAUAUGGCAAUAGCUGCAUUUCUCUGCUAUUUUUCUAUUUUCAAAUAAGUUCCUUUGACUUAGCACAGUCGGCACGGGUUUUGCGAAGGCGUCUAAGUUUAAAACAAAACUGGGUAGAAUGGUACGAUUUAACGAUUUAGUGUCCCUCACACCAUAUUUUCAAUCGAUCCCAAUAUUAUUCAAUAAUAAUAAAAGAUAAUUUCAGAUAAAUCGAAGAAUUAUGUUCGUGGUGAGUUGAAUGAUUGAAAAAAGUGAAGGCUUAGAGGAGCAUCCCGCAGCUCGUUCGCUGAUACUGUUCGCACACCAUAACGUAACUUGAAUCAUGAGACAGAACUUUACAAUACAGUACUAAUGAGUGACUAAUGAUUGUUAUUCAGUUGAGUUAAAUGCAACGACUUGCUUGGGUAAUAAUUGAAUGAUUUAAAAUAUCUUCACAAAUUCAAUGGCAUCUUUGCAAAUGGAUUCGUAGAGGAAUGAGAGUGUGAAAUUUCCAAAUGCCAACAAAGUUUUGCAAAAAAAAUAUCAUAGAAACAUGUAAGAAAAGAGAUGAUGAUUAAUUUUGUUAUCAUUACCAAAAUGCUAGCAACAAUUGCCAUGACCACAAUGACAAAUUUCUUGACUACAGAACCGUAUUUAUUGGAAUUAUAUCGAUCAGCCUGAUCAGAGUAAAGUCCGAGCUCUGAACUGCUAAUAGCUGGUCUUCGUCCAGUUUCAAACAUCUCGUUCCACUUGAAUUUCACACGCGAUUAAUCAUAGUUGAAACGUUCAUUAUUCCUGCAGUUAUAUAUCAAUAAAUACAAGUGUUCACUUGGCACCGCCAGAAGUGACUAAACUCCGUGUAUGCAGUUUUCACCGGCAUUUAAUUCCUCGGUUCUUGUACAAGAGAAAAUUCUUCGUGGGGGCGGGCGGGAUGCUAGGAGAACGUAUAAAUGAAUGAGCUACUUACCAAACGACUUUGGAAUUCACUACCCAUGACAAUUACUUCAAUUGCAAAGUGACCACUGGACUUGGGCAAUCAAAUUAGUCCAAUACAAAUGUGUUAAAAAAAAUGUUUUUUAUUUUAAUUCAUAGGGGAAAUUCUAUCUUGAUAGAGUUGUUUCCCUCGUCUUGUAUGAGUACACGAAUUAGUACUUUAUUUUCAGGCAUUGAGUACAGAACCGAGAAUUUUCAAGAUGAUUUA
Molecule: messenger RNA, 11065 nt
Organism: Diachasmimorpha longicaudata
Lineage: Eukaryota; Metazoa; Arthropoda; Insecta; Hymenoptera; Braconidae
Gene: Cad74A
Product: cadherin-23
Exons: 5
Coding region: 797-6325 (1842 amino acids)
Biological process (GO): homophilic cell-cell adhesion
Cellular component (GO): plasma membrane
Molecular function (GO): calcium ion binding
Source: RefSeq, a predicted model, not a curated record